UUCGCGCCUCGCAUCUGCUCGGAGCAGCGCGCCGCUCCGCAAGUUUGUCCCCGCGACAGCUUUCCGGCAAGGAUGGACGUGGAGAACCGAGAUGUGCUGCUGGAGCUCGAGGAUGAAGGCGACGAGCUGGAAGGGGAGGAAGAAGACAGGGAUCUUGUUCUGGAAGAAUUCGAACAAACAAUUCUUCCUAGCUAUGGAACAGCACCUGGCCAGCAAGCACUUCAUAUGCCAGAAUGGGCAGAAUUUGAUCUGAAACGGGAUUCCCUGUACUUUAAUGAUGGCCAGAGAAGAAUUGACUUUGUUCUAGUAUAUGAAGAUGAAAGCAAAAAGGAAGGUCAUAAGAAGAGCUUGCGUAGAAAACAAAUGAGGAAAAGGCAAGCAUAUGAAUCCAGCCUGAUCAGCCGUGGUUUACAGCUUGAAGCAACGAGAUCGGUCUCAGAUGAAAAGCUUGUCUUUGUAAAGGUACACACACCUUGGGACGUACUUUGCAGAUAUGCCGAGGUCAUGCACAUCAAACUGCCCCUGCAGCCCGACGACUUGAAAACUCAUGACUCAGCAUUUCACUGGAUUAGUAGAUUCUUCAGUGUGGAUGCAAACAUCAUCAAACCAGAGCAGGAGUUUUUUACAGCUCCAUUUGAAAAUGAUCGUUUGUCUGACUUUUAUAUUCAGGACAAGGACACGUUCUUCAAUCCAGCAACAAGAAGCCGAAUAGCUUAUUUCAUUCUGUGCCGUGGGGAAUAUGCUAUAAGAGACAAUGUUAAAAAGUUUGGUAUCAAUAAGCUACUGGACUCUGGGAUCUACAAGGCAGCUUUCCCACUUCAUGAUUCAAGAUUCAACUACCAGUCGGAAGAUCCCAACUGCCCAAAUGAACGGUAUCUGCUAUACAGAGAAUGGGCCCAUCCUAAAAAUAUUUUAAAAUUGCAACCAUUAGAUCUAGUCAGGAAAUAUUAUGGUGAGAAAAUUGGAAUCUAUUUUGCUUGGCUGGGAUUCUAUACUCAGAUGUUAGUUCUGGCAGCAGUAGUUGGACUCGGAUGCUUUUUGUAUGGAUAUUUUACAAAGGACAACUGCACUUGGAGCCAGGAAGUAUGUGACCCUAACAUAGGAGGUAAGAUCAUCAUGUGCCCGCAGUGUGACAGAGAGUGUACCUACUGGAAUCUCACAAUCACUUGUGAAUCAUCCAAGAAACUGUGCAUUUUUGAUAGCUUUGGAACACUGGUGUUUGCAGUAUUUAUGGGGAUAUGGGUUACUUUGUUUCUAGAGUUCUGGAAACGACGUCAAGCUGAAUUGGAAUAUGAAUGGGACACUGUUGAGUUCUUAGAGCAAGAAGAACAAGUACGAGCAGAGUAUGAAGCAAAAUGCCAUCAUGUAGUAGUGAAUGAAAUUACACAGCAAGAAGAACAUGUUCCAUACACAGCCUGUGGGAAGUGUGUAAGGAUUACCUUCUGUACAAGCGCUGUCUUAUUUUGGAUCCUGCUCAUUAUUGCCUCGGUUAUUGGCAUAAUUGUGUACAGACUGUCAGUUUUCCUGGUGUUUUCUGCAAAACUUCCCAGACACAUUAAUGGGACGGAAGCAAUCAAGAAGUAUCUCACUCCACAAACAGCAACUUCAGUUUCUGCUUCAGUCAUCAGCUUCAUAAUUAUUAUGAUACUGAACAUGAUCUAUGAGAAAGUUGCAAUCAUGAUUACUGACUUUGAACUACCAAGGACACAGACCGAUUAUGAGAACAGUCUGACCAUGAAGAUGUUUUUAUUCCAAUUUGUCAACUAUUAUUCAUCGUGUUUCUAUAUUGCAUUCUUUAAGGGCAAAUUUGUAGGUUACCCUGGUGACCCAGUUUAUUGGCUGGGAAAAUACAGAAAUGAAGAGUGUGAUCCAGGAGGGUGUCUCCUUGAACUUACAACACAGCUGACAAUAAUAAUGGGAGGCAAAGCCAUCUGGAAUAACAUUCAAGAAGUACUUUUCCCGUGGCUUAAGAAUCUUCUUGGACGAUGCUGUGCAGCUAAAAGCUCAGAAAAAAUUGUCCCACGCUGGGAACAAGACUACCACCUGCAACCAAUAGGCAAACUUGGAUUGUUUUAUGAGUAUCUUGAAAUGGUUAUACAGUUUGGAUUUGUCACCUUAUUUGUGGCAUCUUUCCCACUGGCACCCCUUCUGGCUCUCAUUAACAAUUUACUGGAAAUACGUGUGGAUGCAUGGAAGAUCACAACACAAUUCAGGCGCAUGGUUCCUCGGAAAGCUCAGGACAUUGGAGCAUGGCAACCAAUCAUGCAAGGAAUAGCCAUUCUUGCUGUAGUAACAAACGCCAUGAUCAUUGCUUUUACAUCUGAUAUGAUUCCACGCCUGGUUUAUUACUGGUCAUUUUCGAUCCCUCCCUAUGGAAAUCACAGCAGUCAUACUAUGAAGGGGUACAUAAACAACACACUUUCUGUCUUUGCUGUAUCCGACUUCAGAAAUCAUAGCAAGCCAGCUGUCCUUCCCAUGUUUGCCAACCAAACAACCUGCAGAUACCGAGAUUUCCGAUACCCUCCUGGACAUGAGCAUCAAUAUGAACACAAUAUCUAUUACUGGCAUGUUAUUGCAGCCAAGUUAGCAUUCAUCAUUGUCAUGGAGCAUCUUGUCUACUUUGUGAAGUUCGUUAUUUCAUAUACCAUUCCAGACGUGUCAAAGAAAACCAAAAGCAAAAUUAAACGAGAAAAAUAUUUAAUACAGACGCUUCUGCAUGAAAAUCCUUUGAAAAUGAUGAAGAAAAAUAUGGGGAACAUUGCUGACAAAAUAUUUAAGGGAGCAGAUGGCACAUUCAGACCAAAAUAUGAAUAAAGACAUGAUACGUUAUGCAUGUGAAUAAUUCAGCCAAAACAAACCAAAUAACUGGACCAAAGACUUUGUAGAAUGUAAUUACAAGGAAAGAAGUAAAUGUUCAUACACAUGUUGAACAG
This is a messenger RNA of Varanus komodoensis (Komodo dragon), 2933 nucleotides long. It is a transcript of the gene ANO6, whose product is annotated as anoctamin 6. Gene Ontology annotation, molecular function: protein dimerization activity; chloride channel activity. Bases 73 to 2814 code for a protein of 913 amino acids. NCBI's taxonomy places the organism in Eukaryota, Metazoa, Chordata, Lepidosauria, Squamata, Varanidae. Gene Ontology annotation, cellular component: plasma membrane. Gene Ontology annotation, biological process: calcium activated phosphatidylcholine scrambling; chloride transmembrane transport; calcium activated phosphatidylserine scrambling. The record is from RefSeq and is a predicted model, not a curated record. The transcript has 20 exons.